Messenger RNA from Xyrauchen texanus (razorback sucker), 3014 nucleotides. Its product is annotated as Krueppel-like factor 6. NCBI's taxonomy places the organism in Eukaryota, Metazoa, Chordata, Actinopteri, Cypriniformes, Catostomidae. Gene Ontology annotation, biological process: regulation of transcription by RNA polymerase II. The transcript has 4 exons. The record is from RefSeq and is a predicted model, not a curated record. Gene Ontology annotation, molecular function: RNA polymerase II cis-regulatory region sequence-specific DNA binding; DNA-binding transcription factor activity, RNA polymerase II-specific. Bases 226 to 1068 code for a protein of 280 amino acids.
AGGCAGCGAGGUUUGAAUAGGGGAAGUUGACAGAGCGCAGUGCGUUGCCUCGAGUUCAGUGUUUGCAAAUAAAGUGAUCUCAACAGCUGAAAGACGCGGACUCUGAGCGAGCAAAGCGACGGCAGCACUGCUUUGCUGUUGCAUGUGAGGACGCUUUCUUGUCACAUCUGAUCUUGAUCCGAGAAGAUAUUUUAGUCGUUUUAUUUCCUAACAUAUUGGAUUGCAAUGGAUGUUCUACCAAUGUGCAGCAUUUUUCAGGAACUUCAGAUCGUUCAUGACACUGGCUAUUUCUCUGCAUUGCCAUCGCUUGAAGAAUACUGGCAACAGACAUGUUUGGAGCUGGAGAGAUACUUGCAGAGCGAGCCAUACGUCUCUGCGUCUGACCUCAAGUUUGAGGCCCAGGAGGAUCUGUGGAGCAAGCUAAUCUUGGCUUGUGGAGAUAAGGGAGAUGGGAAUGGCAACCUUCCGAACAUCAAGGAGGACGACAAUCAGGACUGUCAGAUAUUAGAAACCAACUCCGAUGCCAGCAGUGAGGCGUCCGACAGCUCAGAGGAGCUCUCGCCCACUCACAUCUUCACCUCAAACCCUCUGGGCUCGGUACUGACCGAGUCAGCACAUCACUUGAGUUCCUCCAUCAUCAGCACACCGCCGUCUUCCCCAGAGACCCUUCAGGAGCCCGGCAUCCCGCAGGUGUGGGGCUCCACACAGAUGGAUUUGCACGUGCCGGCGAAGAUCCGGCCGAACGGGCUGGGGAAGGCCUCGGAUAAGACUUCUGCAGGAGGGGAUUCCUCUCCGGACGGCAGGAGGAGAGUACACAGGUGUCAUUUCAAUGGCUGCCGAAAGGUUUACACAAAGAGUUCUCACUUAAAAGCACAUCAGCGGACUCACACGGGUGAGAAGCCGUACAGGUGUUCAUGGGAAGGUUGCGAGUGGCGCUUUGCAAGAAGCGACGAGCUCACCCGACACUUCAGAAAGCACACUGGUGCAAAGCCAUUUAAAUGCAGUCACUGUGACAGGUGUUUCUCCAGGUCAGACCACCUGGCCCUGCACAUGAAGAGGCACCUUUGAGCGGGCCGUAGCUUCACGCUGGGGAUCUGUUGUGUCCUGACCAGCUUUCUGGUUGACUUGGCCCUGCAAGACGUGGGGGGAGUGUGUUCCAGCCAAAGCAUGCCAUUUUGCACCAUAUCCUGUGUCUCCGUGAGCCCCGGGAAAAAGGUGGACUGACUGGUUGUUGAAACUGCAAAGGAAGGGACAAAAUCGUGAAUGAAGAAUCAAAGAGGAUGAUAGCUACAAAAAAAAAAAAAAAAACAUUUACAAAAAUAAGAAAAAGUUUCACAAAAAAAAAACAGAAUGUAUGGUGUUUUGUAUGGUGCAUGAUUUGGGACAACUCCUGGACUGUACACUGGUACUUUUAAAACAAAAUCCUGUUUGACGUGAGCAGAUGAAUGGCCCGUAUGCAAGGAAGGGGUGGGAGGGGGGUACCAGUGUAUCGCUGUUGGGCUGAAUGGUGUCUGGGAACAAGUUCUGUUUUUGUUUCCACGUGGUGUGCGAGAUCAGCUGAGACUGAGUGAAGCCGCGAGACUGAGAAUUCCUGCCAGAUGCGCUUGGGCUAUGUGUCGCAAGUUUGCGGGGGGCGUCACAGGAAUUGUUUUGCCCCCUGUCCCAUCUGAAGAGGGAGGGCUGAGGUGGUACCUCAGUCCUGAAUGGAAGUAGCUUUUUUUUUUUUUUUUUUAUGUUUCGGUGCAGCUACUAAAUGUGCAAUGUGUUGAGUAGCUUGUCCUUUGACAGGCUGCAAGAAGCUCAUUUGUAGUCCGUUGUAUAAGCUGUGUGCUUAGAGAUGUAACACAAUUAUAACUUCACUAUCAUAAACAGGUGUUGCAUGGUAUUGGGGUUUGUACUUUUUUUUUGUUGUUUUUUGUAAUUGGACUGCAAAUAGAUUCCAAUAAAGCGCAGCUAAAUUCAAUUGGUUAAAUGUUACAAAAUUGUACAUAAAUGCAUUGAUCAUUCUACACCACUUUUCUCUCUGGUGAUGGGGGGGCUUGAACCUUUCGGUCAGCGAUCAUUUCAUACAAGACUUGUUUUCUUUACUCCUUUCAUCUUGACGACUUAAUUCUCUCAUUCUAUCUCCAUUUUACCUGUUGUUAAUGCACUGUUUGCCUUAAUGGUGCCUUAUGCAAGUGACCUUGUCCUGUGGCAUGGAUUUGCUCCUUGGGAGGUGGGGUCACAAAAUGUCUUGUAUAAGUGAUUGAAAAAGCUUUAUUAAGGCUCUGUUUCACCUGAAAAUGCACCUUUCCCAUUUCCGAGGCCACUGUACCAAGCCCUUGUAAAUACUCUAUGUUCUCAAGCAUGCGGUUUCAUUUCUUGCCACUGUUUAGAUAGGUUUACCCUAAUUUUCUAUAUGUUGCGAAAUUGUAAAUUGUGCAAUGUAGAGCACUUAAGUUACCUACUUGGUAUCUACUGAAUGACUUUUUAAAUGUAUUGCUUUAGAUGUGCCAUUUCUAUCUUCGGGGGUGUAUGCAAAACAAAACGCUCUCAAAAUGGGAGAAACAGUCUCUGUUGUGUAACACAAGGCUUGAAAGCUUGUGGAAUGCCAAACCUCCCCCCAGUCCCCUGGAACCAAGAAUAAAGCAAAAACGCCUAAAGAUUUAUUGUAAUUAACAAGCUCCAGUCAGACAGGCCUUGCCUUGUACUGCCUGGCUGUAAUGAAUUGCUGAAGGCUCUGCCUGCUACAGACUGCUGACUCGGGCAGUUCGAUACUGUCUGGAUGCCGUUGUUUUAGUCCAGCAACAGUAUUGUGGAUACAGUGCACAGCAAUCCCGAAAGCUAAAGAUAUAUGCGCCCCCCCCCUCCCAAUUUAGAUACACGUGGAGUUGAAAGCCCACUCGUGCAUGUUACUUUUGAGAUUUGACAAGUAAACCGUAAUGCUCUUAUCAGGGACCAAAUGAAUUUUGAACUUCAUGUAUAUAGUUCGUAAUAAGCCAAAAUGAUUUGGGUAUAAUGUUUUUUUUUUUUUU